This is a messenger RNA of Seminavis robusta, 1925 nucleotides long. The record is from the annotation of a GenBank genome assembly. Lineage: Eukaryota; Bacillariophyta; Bacillariophyceae; Naviculales; Naviculaceae.
GAUUGCAAAUGCGUGAUUCAGCUCCCAGCCAUCCAACAACAGCUCUUCACGAUGGGAAGCCAACAUGCCAACAGAAAGACAUGCCCACUACAAGUACAGGUAUCCCUGAUAGAGUGUUAAUAUUAAUAGAGUUUGACAUUGGUUCAUGAUAUAGAUUGCAUUGCAUAGAAGCGAGACUGAGAAGAUGGCGGAUCCAUCUCAACAACAGCAGAGAAUGCGGCAGCAACAGCAGCAGGCCAUGUUCAAGCAUACCAUGGAGUACCCCAUUCAAUUUGAAUUUCCAGCUACCAUUACUAGUACCAGUACAUCAGUUUCAUCAUCAUCCGACGACACUAAGGAGAAUAACAAUAAUAAAGACAAGAAGCCCCUACGGACAGAUCCCGAUUUUCUUCAAAUCCGACUGUUUGAAGCAGGUAUACCCUUUGCUCACCCUCAGUCUCUUGGUCAAACUGCCGAGCAGCUUCAUUCCUUUGUCACUCGAUUGGAACAAUCCGGUUGUUAUGAAAGCAUCAAUGUGGAAAUUGACCAGAAACAAAAUCAGACAAGUCCAGAGCAGCAGCAUGCCACACAACAACUCACCAUUCAACUCAAAGAAAAAAACUGGUAUCGACUCUACGUGGGAGGAGGCAUAAGAAAUGACAUGAAUGCCGAACUGGGUGGUGGAAACUCUGUCAAUAGCAUGCUGGCCAAGACGCAAUUUGAAACUACGGCAGGCCUCAAUAAUCUAACCGGUUGCCUCGAUACCACAUCGCUACAAUACACCGUCGAUGCGACCUCCCAAUCACGAUGGGAUUUCCAACACGUGCGACCACUCGAUGCUCUGCUACACCCAGACUCCAUUUUGGCAUCCCUCUUCUUUUCCAAUGAUGGUGAUAGUCAAAAAACAAGUGACUAUUCCAUUGCCUUGCGAGCGGCAUUGGAUACGUUAGACUAUGAAUGGACGCGCAGCUACAAAGAACGACAACGACGAAUAUCACUCACACUCGCCAACACCAAUGUGCCUCAUGCCGAAAUGAUGAGUGACGACAAACCCUAUGUCGGGUUCGAAUGGAGUUGGAAUUUUAGAGACUUGUUACCACGCCGACAAUCGACCAUGCCUUAUUCGAUAGAUGCAUCACCCGAAAUUGCCGCACAAGCGGGACCUUCCGAAACAAACUCGAUCCAGUGGGAGUAUCGGACCAAUGGAGUGUUUUGUGACAGCAAGUUGAAUCCAUCCCAAGGAAUUGAUUACUACACCAAAGCCGAAAUUGCUGGACCACCGGGAGAUGUGGGAUUUGCCAAAGUACAAAGUGGUGGCGCGGUUCAUAUACCGCUCCUGAAUCAUCUGUGCAGUUUGCACGGCUCACUCCAUACGGGCUUGCUGGAACCAUUGUCGUUUGGUGGGGCAUGUCCCAAACCACCCACCGUCUCGGACCGGUUCUUUGUCGGGGGUCCACUGCAAUUGCGAGGAUUCUCUCCCGCUGGGAUUGGUCCCCGUGCGCCUGAACAGGGAGAUGCCCUAGGAGGAGAAUUCUUUUACACGGCAACCUUGGCGGCGUCCAUGACGACGGCAGCACUCGAUCAGUAUGGAAUUCGACUCUUUGGAUUUGCUAAUGUUGGAACGCUAGCUGGAUCUUUGGCUACCUUGACCGCAUCUCCCUCUGCCGUCGUCAAGAGUUCCCGGGUAUCUGCGGGUGUGGGCGCUUCGGCCGCCUUGCCCAUGGGACGAAUCGAAGCCACAUAUGCGUGGCCAAUCCGGUACGGUCCCAGAGAUAUGAGACGAAACGUGCAGUUUGGACUCGGAUUUAGUUUUGGUUAAUAACAGAUACUACAAUAGAAUUAUUAUAACGACAGAGCUAGUUUGGGUAUUCCCGAACGACAUGUACUACGAUUUUACGAUUUGAUUGAAUAGACUUGGAAGAAAGGGUUUUUUGUUUGUUUGUUUG